Bubalus bubalis (water buffalo) is the source of this 1566-nucleotide messenger RNA. Its product is annotated as olfactory receptor 1N2. Gene Ontology annotation, molecular function: G protein-coupled receptor activity; olfactory receptor activity. Gene Ontology annotation, biological process: G protein-coupled receptor signaling pathway. The record is from RefSeq and is a predicted model, not a curated record. Gene Ontology annotation, cellular component: membrane. The transcript has a single exon. NCBI's taxonomy places the organism in Eukaryota, Metazoa, Chordata, Mammalia, Artiodactyla, Bovidae. The coding region runs from base 613 to 1566 and encodes 317 amino acids.
CAAGGGUUGGCAGCCCUGUCCUGUUUGUCUAUUGUGGAUACAGAGAAUGGAACAUCACAGACACUCCCUGGCCUCAGCCCAUAUAUCCGUGCUUCCAGUAAGGUAAGAGUACAGGGAGUGGAGCUAAAUAGGCGAGGUCAAGUUCUAGGGAUUGAGGAGGCAAGUAGAAAUAGACUAUCUUGUCUAUGGUGUAUGUCAAGGGGUGGGUGUUGGGGGAGGGGCAGCAAGGAAGAUCAUGCAUUUCCUUUUUACUUGGUGAGCAAAAGUGACUUUUCCAAUCUUGCCUUUAAGGAUAUGCUCAAUUCUUAUCUCCUCCAAUUUCCAACAUGGACUUCUCUGGUCAAACUGAUCACUUUCCUAAGGACCCUAUUAUAUACAGCUAUGAAGGCAUGGUAUAGUUUGCAUGGGUAUUGGUUUGCCUGUUCUCUAAAGUCCCAUGUGUGUUUUCUCUCACAUCAUAAUGGCAUCCAGAGAUUCUCAUGGGCAAGGACCACUUCUUCUUUUUUUCCUGGAACAGUUUGGGCUACACAGAUAUUAUCUGUGAAUUGAUCUAAUACUUAAAUAUUGACACGUGGAAGUGUUUUAUCUGCACAGAUAGCAAAACUACAAAGGAUGGGAAAACCAAGCAGAGUGAAUCAAACCACCCUUUCAGACUUCCUCCUUCUAGGGAUCUCUGAGCAGCCAGAGGAGCAAACUCUCCUGUUCGUCAUCUUCCUGGGCAUGUACCUGGUCACUGUGAUGGGAAACCUGCUCAUCAUCCUGGCCAUCACCUCUGACCCUCACCUCCAUACUCCCAUGUACUUCUUUCUGGCCAACCUAUCAAUAACAGACGCCUGCUUCACUUCUGCCUCCAUCCCCAAAAUGCUGGUCAACAUGCAUACUCAGAGUCAGAGCAUCUCCUAUUCUGGGUGCUUUGCACAGCUGUAUUUUCUCCUCGUGUUUGGUGGCCUUGACAACUUACUUCUGGCAGUGAUGGCAUAUGACCGCUAUGUGGCCAUCUGUCAGCCACUUCAUUACAGCACAGCUAUGAGUCCCCAACUCUGUGCAUUAAUGUUGAGCAUAUGCUGGGCGCUAACCAACUGUCCUGCACUGACACACACACUAUUGCUGACCCGUGUGGCCUUCUGUGCCCACAAGGCCAUUCCCCACUUCUACUGUGAUCCCAGUGCUCUCCUGAAGCUUGCCUGCUCAGAUACCCGCAUUAACGAGCUGAUGAUCAUCACCAUGGGCCUGAUGUUCCUCACUGCUCCCCUCCUGCUGAUUGUCCUCUCCUAUGUCCGCAUUUCCUGGGCCGUGUUUGGCAUCUCAUCUCCUGGAGGGCGGUGGAAGGCCUUCUCGACAUGUGGUUCUCACCUCACAGUGGUCCUGCUCUUCUAUGGGUCUCUUAUGGGUGUGUAUUUACUUCCUCCAUCAACUCACUCUGCAGAGAGGGAGAGCAGGGCUGCCAUUCUCUAUAUGGUGAUUAUUCCCAUGCUGAACCCUUUCAUAUACAGCUUGAGGAAUAAAGAUAUGAAUGAGGCUUUGAGUAAACUCUUUGGCAGUGGGAAAACCAUCUUUUUACCAUGA